Molecule: messenger RNA, 1445 nt
Organism: Leguminivora glycinivorella
Lineage: Eukaryota; Metazoa; Arthropoda; Insecta; Lepidoptera; Tortricidae
Product: carboxypeptidase N subunit 2-like
Exons: 2
Coding region: 86-964 (292 amino acids)
Molecular function (GO): protein binding
Source: RefSeq, a predicted model, not a curated record
GGCAGUGUACGCCAAGACGCGGACGUGUACUAUAUCUUGGAAGUCUAUUAUUUUAGUUGCUGUUUAAAAAGGCACAGAUGCAGACAUGGCGGUGGUUGCCGCUAUUCUACUAGCAGCCACGCUUCUUUCCCCCGCCAUCGCCGACACGGUCACCUGGGGCAAAUACAAGCAAAACUUCAACGACACUCGCAUCCUGGGCCGAUUGCCCGACCACAAUGCUACCGAUUUAACAUUAGAACACUGCGAGAUCACGGAACUUAAACCCGGCGACUUCGACGGCCUCCCAAAUCUUACUGGCAUCGAUCUCAGCAACAACAAGCUCCAACAUCUAGAACCUUCCGAGUUCACCGAUGUCACACAACUGGGGGCGCUGUUUUUAACACAUAACCUUUUGACUGAAGUACCACACUUUUGGAAACUGUCUCUUUUCCCCAACAUGACGAUUUUAAGUCUAAGUAACAACAAAAUAUCUACACUAGACGAUCCAAAAACAUUUUCAUCCAUGCAUAGUUUAAAAAUAUUAAGUUUGCACACAAAUGGCAUUUCAUAUAUACACCCGGAUACUUUCAAACACUUGACCAAGUUGGAGAUCAUAUCUUUGCAUAAUAAUAAUUUACAACAUAUACCCGAUGGGACGUUCCAUGUGAAUUCUUUGAGGAUAAUAUUUCUGCAAAACAAUGUAAUAAGUUCUGUAGCACCAGAUGCAAUCAGCAGCAGUAAGCUCGAGAGUUUACUCCUAAAAAAUAACAAACUGAACUAUCUGCCUCCACGAUUUGUUUUAAAACUGAAGGAAUCUAGUAGUUCAUUCGACUUCUUUAGGUUCAAUGGGAACCCAUGGCAAUGCGCGUGUCUUCUAGAGGUGCUGGCGGAGGUGAAUCAAACUCGCGUUAGAUACAGCGACAAGGCUGAUAGCUGCAAGCAAGAUGCGGUCCCCUGUGAUCGGUCCAAGAAGGUGCUCAGUUGAUUUCUAAAUGUACUAAAGGAUAAUUAAAAAAGUCUAAUACAUAUAUGUAAUUAAAGAGUGAAAUAUCUGUGUGAUCGAUUAAUGUAAAAGUCAUCGUUAGAUAAAUAAUAAUUUCAAAUUGAUUAGAAGAAUUAAGAGAAGAAUAAGAUAUUUAAGAGAAAGAUCAAUAUUAUAAUAAAUUACAUAAGAAUUACUGGACAGCAAAAUAUUUAUGACUUCCCAUUAAUAUGUAGAAACGUACUCAAACUCGUAUUUUCAAAAUAAAAACGCUUUGUUAAAAUGAUAAUGUGUUAUUUACAUCGCAGACAGUAAAGCAAAUUGCUUAGUGCCCUGCUAAUCUCUGCCCCGACUUGCGGCUUGAACGAAGCACGCGGGCUUAGCCAACGUCCCUAAUUAGUGUCCUGUGUCUAAGCCUAGAUAAGUAGCUGCAAUUUGUGCCACUUUGCUACUGCAAAAGCCAACAUAUUCAUUCGAUAAAAAA